UAUAAAUGGUGGUUACUCCAAGGGAAAGAAAUAGAAGCAAGAAAACUUUAACCAAGAUAGAGUUAGUGUUAGUAAUGGAGCAUCCUUCAAAUUCUUUUAUUUCUCUCAUCCUCCUUUCAUUAUCAAUCCUGUUCCUCCUCCACCGCCGCAGAAACUCCGUGUUAAACAGCCGGUUUCCUCCAGGACCACCAGGCUGGCCCAUUCUCGGCAACCUAUUGGAUCUUGGUUCAGUGCCACACAGUACCCUGACCGAUCUUAGACAAAAAUAUGGUGACAUUUUAGGUCUAAGGUUAGGUGCCAUAAACACCGUGGUCAUACUCUCAGCAAAGGCUGCUUCUGAGCUGUUCAAGAAUCAUGAUCUCACAUUCGCUGAACGGUUCUUAACUAUAACCAUGCGUGUCCAUGGCUAUGACCAAGGGUCCUUGGCUCUUGCUCCUUAUGGUUCGUAUUGGCGAGUCAUGAAACGGCUAGUCACAGUAGACAUGUUAGUGAGCAAAAAGAUCAAUGAAACAGCAUUUGUACGUAGAAAAUGCAUGGACGAUAUGUUGAGAUGGAUUGAAGGGGAGUCAUAUAAGGGCUGUGGAUCUCAGGUAGCACGUUUUGUGUUCUUGAUGUCAACUAACUUGCUAGGGAAUCUCAUGCUUUCGUGCAAUUUGGUUGAUCCUGAAUCGAGGGAGGGGACACAAUUUUUCAGAUCAAUAACAGGAUUAACCGAAGCAUCAGGUUAUGCAAAUGUUGCAGAUUAUUUACCAUGGUUAAAGUGGCUUGAUCCUCAAGGAUUGAAGAGCAAGAUGGAGAGGGAACUGGGGAAAGCUCUAGAGAUUGCUUCUCAGUUUGUGAAGGAAAGAAUUGAAGAGAAAAAGUUGGGGGAAGAUAAGAGGAAAGAUUUUCUUGAUGUGCUGCUCGAGCAUGAAGGUAAUGGUAAGGAUGAGCCCGAUAAAAUUUCAGACCGAGAUCUCAACAUUUUCAUCCUGGAAAUCUUUAUCGCGGGUGCAGAAACCACGAGCAGCAGCAUUGAAUGGGCAAUGACUGAGCUCCUAUGCAAUCCUGAGCCCAUGAGAAAGGCCAAAGCUGAACUUGCUUCAGUAAUAGGAGCAAACAGAAAGGUUGAGGAAAGCGAUAUCGACAAUCUUCCGUUCUUGCAAGCUGUGGUAAAGGAAACACUCCGAUUACACCCUCCAAUUCCGUUCCUAGUUCCAAGAAGAGCAACGCAAGAUACUAAAUUCAUGGGAUAUCAUAUCCCAGAAAACACACAAGUCCUUGUAAAUGCUUGGGCUAUUGGAAGAGAUAAAGAUGUUUGGAAUGACCCUCUGAGUUUCAAGCCUGAAAGGUUUAUGGGAUCAAAUGUUGAUUACAAAGGGCAGCACUAUGAGUUCAUUCCUUUUGGAGCUGGAAGAAGAAUGUGUGCAGGAGUAUCACUUGCUCAUCGAAUCCUUCAUCUUACUUUAGGAUCUUUGCUUCACCAUUUUGACUGGGAACUUGAAGCUAAUGUCACCCCGGACACUUUGGACAUGAGAGACAGGUUAGGCGUUACAAUGCGCAAGCUGGAGCCAUUACUAGCAGUUCCCAAGAAGUGUGUGUGAUAUGCAAGAAUUGAAAAGUUGAAGUCACGUCAUAAAACUAGGCCCCAAUUCUUGCCUACUUGUAUAUCAAAUACAUAUCUAUUUAUUUAUUUUUAAUAACCAAAUACGGAUGAAUAUUAAAAUACAAAAUAUUUAUAUAAAUAUAUUAUUUCUAUUU
Messenger RNA from Ricinus communis (castor bean), 1740 nucleotides. Its product is annotated as cytochrome P450 76A2. The coding region runs from base 6 to 1583 and encodes 525 amino acids. Gene Ontology annotation, molecular function: iron ion binding; oxidoreductase activity, acting on paired donors, with incorporation or reduction of molecular oxygen; heme binding. The transcript is spliced from 2 exons. Lineage: Eukaryota; Viridiplantae; Streptophyta; Magnoliopsida; Malpighiales; Euphorbiaceae. The record is from RefSeq and is a predicted model, not a curated record.